CAGCCGGCCACCGAGCCACUGCCCCUGAGCGCCACCAAAGUUGUCGUCCGGUUCCCGGACCCCAGGGCCAAUCUGAACGACGCCGUGCGCGUGGAAAACGAGGUGGCCGCCAUGGUCCUCGCUCACGACGCGCUCAAGCCGCUGGGGAGGUCCAUCGUUCCGGCCGUGUACGGCUGGAGCUCCGCUGCUGCCGGCGGGACGGGCUGGGUGCUGAUGGAGUGUAUGCCUGGCACUCGUCUUGACCUUGCGGGAUUCAAGAAGCUCGGCCGUGAUGCGAAGAAGGCCGUCUUGGGUGAGAUAGCUCGGGUUUUGCGUCUGCUGCAGCAGUACAAGCUUCCUGCUUCGGUGGAGGGAUAUGGAGGCCUGGGGUUCGCCGAGGACGGGACCAUUGCGGUCGGCCCAACGGCCAUCUACGGCGCUACGAAGCGCUGCGAGACCUAUCAUGAGCUGUACACCGAGUGCGUUUCCUCCCCGCUGUUUGUCAUUGUCAACUCAUCAUCAAAAGCAGCGGGCUGGAAAGACUCAGACCUGCGGACGCGGAUUGAUGAGUUUGUUGAGAGAGGGUUCAAGCCGUUACUUGAGCGGUCCGCGGACCUGAAGCCACGGCAGACGCUUGUCCAUGGAGAUUUUGGUGAGCUACCCGCAAACCAACAACACGGCAACAGCCCCAUCCGACUGUGUGCAAUGUUCUUGAUUGUUGGCGAACUGAAACUCCCUCAACAGAUCUACAUAAUCUCCCUUUUGACCCCGCCACAAAUCAGAUCACGGCGUUGCUGGACUGGGACUUCAGCCGUAGGUGAAGCCCGAGUCAUCCAUGACUCUUCCCCCCCUUCCCGAGAUGUAAUCGGGGCACAAGCUCACAGAAUCUCGGAGUAA
Messenger RNA from Thermothielavioides terrestris NRRL 8126, 876 nucleotides. RefSeq lists its product as uncharacterized. The transcript has 2 exons. Lineage: Eukaryota; Fungi; Ascomycota; Sordariomycetes; Sordariales; Chaetomiaceae. The annotation marks the transcript as partial. The record is from RefSeq and is a predicted model, not a curated record.